AUGGAAAAGUUACUAAAGUUCAAUGCUUCUUCCUGUCGCGAUGAGCCCAUUGCGCAAGAUGAGUUGAUGGAGGUAUGCUAUCAGAUAAAAAAUAUAGAUACAGAGGCGGCGCCAAGAGAAGUUAUAAUUGAAACAGUCCAGAACUUGUCAUAUAAAUCUCUGAAUGAUAAUGGGGUAGGGGAGCUAGUGAUACGAACUUUGAAGACAUUGCUUUCUAACUCUCAAGUGAACAUAUGCGAAGAUCUAAUCUCAAGAUUAGUCCCAAUGCUUCCACGAAUAAAAGUGAAAGAUGACGCAGGAACAAGCACAAGUCUCAAUCCACAACUGGGUAUGAGUCUUGGCGAUGACGAAGCUCGCCGGACUUGGAGGAUGAAUGGUGGGCUCAAAAGCAUACCCUUUAUGUACGCGGUUCUAUUCAAUCUCAAACAUUCGCAGGUAUCAUCAAAUUUAUGGUGGAUAACACCAGGUAUUUUGAAUAUUUUAGACGACACUACGGAUUUGUUAAAUAUCAGAUUGAAGGGUGUUCUCUUGGUCCGAACAUUUCUGGAGGAAUGCUUUGACGACGAGAAGCAUUGGAUUUCAUUUCAUGAUACAGGAUUAUAUGCACUAUAUGAGCCAAUUUUAUUCAAUAUGUGCUACUCUUUACCUCCAGGAUAUUCAUCGCAAGACUCUUUGGCAAUAUGGAAAGUUGUUUUCCCAUCUUUAAAUGUCCUAUAUCGCUUGCAAUUCAAACAUAACGAUACUGCGUAUAGACAUCAUUUGGGCAAACUUCUCUCUCAGCUACUUUUACAAAAUGUUAUUCCUCGAAUCAACUUAACAGAUGAGAAUUUAACAUUGUUUGCACUACAAGCGAUAGUUGUAAUAAUCAAAUGUUUGGACACAGCCAUUGUGUCACACUUUCAACGCAUAGUUUACACUCUAGGUGAAUAUCUCAUAAGGAACGCAUUUUUCACUGCAUUCAGUACAUUGAUGAACGGAACGUUAGACGUUAUCUCGGCCCUUAUUGAUGUCUGUCCCAGCGAAAGGCUCCUGGCGCACAAAUACGACAUACUUGCCAUGAUUUUAAUAACCUUUGAAAAGUGUCAAACCGAAGGUAAACUGACGGACGACCUAGUAACACGGCUAAAAGAUAUGGUGCAACUAUUGGAAUCCAAAGGCUGUGAUCUAGCAGCUGAUAAACACGAGAUUCUAAAAACUAAAGAUAUGCAUGAUAUAUUAAUUUGA
This is a messenger RNA of Zygotorulaspora mrakii, 1224 nucleotides long. RefSeq names its product Tti2p (gene TTI2). NCBI's taxonomy places the organism in Eukaryota, Fungi, Ascomycota, Saccharomycetes, Saccharomycetales, Saccharomycetaceae. The record is from RefSeq and is a predicted model, not a curated record. The coding region runs from base 1 to 1224 and encodes 407 amino acids. The transcript has a single exon.